Hymenoscyphus albidus is the source of this 924-nucleotide messenger RNA. Lineage: Eukaryota; Fungi; Ascomycota; Leotiomycetes; Helotiales; Helotiaceae. The record is from the annotation of a GenBank genome assembly.
AUUGACCAUCUUCUACCAACCCACCAUCCUCACAUACCAAAAAACCUCUCACUCGCACACAUCCAAGUCCUCAAAACUACACAUCCCAAUCACUCAUCAAGAUGGUACGUUCCAAUUCCUCUCCCCGCCAUCUCAAUGGCCUUAACACCCCUCUCCCCCUCCGUCACACAGGACAGAGACCGCCCCCUCCGCAAACCCGGAAUCAGAGUCAGACAAUUGCGCAAAGAUAAAUAGCUAACACCCACCCAGUCUACCGCUCUCAAAUCCAUCAAAUCCCUCGCACCACUCCUCGAUCGCGUCCUCGUGCAGCGCAUCAAGGCCGAGACCAAGACGGCGAGUGGCAUCUUCCUCCCCGAGAGUGCGGUCAAGGAGUUGAAUGAGGCGAAGGUGUUGGCGGUUGGACCGGGCGGGUUGGAUAAGGAGGGGAAGAGGGUGCAGUGCUCUGUUAAGCCUGGUGAUAAGGUUUUGAUUCCUCAGGUAUGUUUUGUUUUGGUGGUUUUGCGUGGAUGUAUGGCGGGGUGAGUGGGUGGAUGGAAGUGCUGAUUUUUGGACAGUAUGGUGGUUCGCCGGUUAAGGUUGGGGAUGAGGAGUAUGCUCUUUUUAGGGAUUAUGAGUAUGUUAUCCCCCCCCUCUCUCUCUCUCUCUCUGUUUAUUCUCUUUAUGUACUGAAAUUGUGCUUGUCUUGGUGGGGUGGUGUGGUGCUAAUGGAUGUACAGGCUCCUUGCCAAGAUCAAUGAGUAAACUCUCCCUUGUUUUUUCACGCUGUCAUGAGAGAUGAGAUUAUUCAGUCAUUCGAUCAAUGUACCAUAAAUCAACCAUGUAUAAAAUGCCUUUAAUUUGAGGGAAGUUAGAUGGGAAGGGAUGUAUGUGUAUGUUUUUGUGGGUGGAGAAGGUUGGUGGUUGAAUGGAUGGAUGGAUGGAUGG